AUGACGACCUCUCAAUCUGGCAAGGGCACCAAGACCGUGUUCACUUUGAACACCGGGGCUAAGAUGCCUGGCGUUGGCCUGGGCACCUGGCAAUCGAAGCCCAACGAAGUCCGCGAAGCAGUCAAGAACGCCCUCCUCGCAGGCUACCGUCACAUUGACACUGCCCUGGCAUAUGGCAAUGAAGCAGAAGUGGGUCAGGGAAUCAAAGACUCCGGCAUUCCUCGCAGUGAGAUCUGGAUCACCACGAAGCUCGACAAUCCAUGGCACAAACGCGUUCAGGAGGGCCUCGCGUCGUCGCUGAAGAGCCUGGACACUGAUUACAUCGACUUGUACCUGAUGCACUGGCCCAGUUCCACGGUUGCUGAAGAUCUCAAUAAGCACUAUGACGAUUGGAACUUCAUCGACACUUGGCGCGAGAUGCAGAAGCUCCUUGGUACCGGCAAGGUUCGAAAUAUCGGCGUGUCCAAUUUUGUCAUCUCUAACCUGGAGAAACUCCUCAACGACCCAUCUUGCAAAGUAGUCCCCGCGGUCAAUCAAAUCGAACUCCAUCCCAACAUGCCCUCACCCAAGACCAUCGCCUACUGCAAAGAGAAAGGCAUCCACUGUACUGCAUACUCCUGUUUGGGUUCAACCGACUCACCGUUGGCACAUGAUAAGACACUGGCCGCCAUUGCUGAGGCUCAUGGCAAGACUCCUCAGCAAGUGCUCCUGGUGUGGAACCUCCAACGGGGCUGCUCCGUCAUACCGAAGAGCGUCAACAAAGCACGGAUUGAGUCAAACUUUCAGCUGGAUGGCUUCGAGUUGACUCCCGAGGAGAUGGAGAAAUUGAGUAGCAUCAAGGAUCGGUUCAAAGUCUGCGGCGAUGCCUGGUUACCGGUACGAGUGUUCUUCAACGAGGAGGGCGAUGGUGGCGAUAGUCCUUCUCACUAG
This is a messenger RNA of Capronia epimyces CBS 606.96, 930 nucleotides long. RefSeq names its product alcohol dehydrogenase. Bases 1 to 930 code for a protein of 309 amino acids. The transcript is spliced from 4 exons. NCBI's taxonomy places the organism in Eukaryota, Fungi, Ascomycota, Eurotiomycetes, Chaetothyriales, Herpotrichiellaceae. Gene Ontology annotation, molecular function: aldose reductase (NADPH) activity. Gene Ontology annotation, cellular component: cytosol. The record is from RefSeq and is a predicted model, not a curated record.